AUGGAAAUUGACCUGGAUCCUUCAGAAUUCGAUUUAAGGGCCAAUUAUUUGGCGGCAAGCAUCAAAUCUUACAUAUCCAGCUAUGACAAAAGCAUACUAUCGAGGGAGCUAAAAGUUCAGUUGCACCUUCACUCUACAGAAGAUAAGAACGAGAAUGGCUUGAAAGACAGCGUGAGUAUGAAGCAAAUACGCUACAAAGAGGAAGACUAUGUGAAGCAACUUGAUAUUUGCAACGAACUAUGGUAUUUUUGCAGGUUAAUGAACGAACUACAGCCAUUGCAUACGAUUGGAGGGGACCCAAGUAAGGAUGAUUGGAGACAGGUGAAUUUUGAGGAAUGCGUUCAAUCCUUCGUAAAGCUGCAGCUCAGAUUGAGUGAUAUAGCGGAAUCUUUGAAUCUGAAAGACCAGUAUGUAAAAAUCUUUGAUGUGCUCGGAGUGAAGCUUCAGGAGUAUGAGGAGAAGAUACUUGAAUUGGUGCGUCUUUAUCUGAAGGACUAUUUUGAAUUUGGAAAAGAUUUGUCUUUCAAGUUUCACGAAAUAGCGGAAAAUCUGACGUUUCAGCAGUUUCUUAAAAGCUGCUUUGAUUAUACAAACAGUGUCGACACUGAUUUAGGGCGUCUUUUCAAUUUCAACAGGAUGUUCAACGAUUGGACCACUGCUGUAUUGAAAAAGUUUGAUGAGGGAUUCACCUUUGAGAUAUUGGUGACGAAAGAAUCGGUUGGAGCUGAGAUUGUCGUUUGCAAGUCCAAUUUUGAGUCGUAUAUACACUCGAUCGAGAGAUUGAUUGAGUUUUUCAACGCCUUUAUGAAAAACAACAACUCUAGGACCAAUUACAAUGCACUCCGAAACGUGAAAGCUGUUGCUGGGAAAAACAUAUUGAAAGUUCUUAAAGCAAAGAUGUUUUCCGAGGAGAAUAUCUAUCCACUAAUAGUGGAUAGAGUUGCUGAUUCCAAAGCUAAUGCCCCUAUAAGGGGAAAACUAGACAAAAUAUCAAAACUUCUUUCUCAAGAAGGAUGGGCUAAAGAUGGCAUUUGUGAUUUGGAGUUUUGGAUGGAUGAUUUGGGAAGUACAUGGGUUAAUGAUCUUGUAGGGAAAACAAUGGACGAGCUCAAAAAUAUUACCUUGAGUAUAAGAUUUGACGGUGAAAAGAGUAUGUUCAAAAGUGAAAAACUUGUGAUAGAAGAAGUCGAACUACCCAAGAAGAAAUCUGGGCAGAAAAGAGCAUCCCAAGAAAAAACCGAUGAUUGGAAUAAUGCUUGGGGAGGAGAUAAUGAAGAUGACGAUGCAUGGGAAGAUGAGAUCAAUUUGGACUUGAGUGAAAAAACUGAGCUGCAAACUAAUGCUGCUGGCAAUGAUGAUGACGGCUGGGAUGCUUGGAACGAUGACGAUGACAAUUGGGGUGGAGACGGAUCCUCCAAGAAUGUCAUUUCAAAAACUUCAAGUGGCCAUCAAUCGUUGACCUACAAGCGUACCACGAUGACUGAUGGCAUCCUGAAAAUCAUUGAUGAUUACUAUUUACAUUUGACAGAACUUCAGCGUCAGGCUCAUGACAUCAAUAAUAGCAGUCUGGAAGACAUAGUGACCCAGUUCAGAAGCGGACGUAAAAAGUUGAUCAUUUGUUAUUUUAUGAUUGUUAGUGCGGAAAUAGACCGGUUCUAUCCUUCGGCAAUUUUGUUUUACAAUGAUUUGAAUAAGAUCAUUCAAUAUACUUCAGUCAAGUAUCAAGUGGAUCUCAGUUCGUGUUUCAAACUAAGUUACGAGAUUGUGUCAUUGUUGACGACAGAUCUCUCUUCCAGUCCAUGCCAAGUUAUACAAAUGUAUAGUGGUAUUUUCUUUGAGGACGGAUUCGACGAUUUGACAUUACGGGUUCGCAAAGUACCUGAAUUCUUAGCUAAAAUGCGCUUGGAAUUUGAUAAACUACAGACAAUAGCGUUGUCUCAGAUGGAACUCAAUCAGAAGCUUGUUACGAGCGUAUAUUUAACAAUUUUGAGUAAGGUUUAUGAUGGUAUUAGUACUAAACUACUAAAGAGAAAAGAGAUAGGCUCGGAUGAAUGUGACGUUAUUGGCGAUCUUAUCGACAAAAUCGUGGAGAUGACAACGAUCUCUUCGUCUGUCGUGACUCCGAUGAUUUCAAAGAUGCAAAGCUAUAACAAGUUGGAGCAGACAAAAUUAGUCGUUGUGUCUAGUUUGAAGACAAUUCUACAGGAUUUCUGCGAUGCGAAGUUCUUUGAACUAGAAACUUCGGAGAUGACCAAUUUAAUCAAAGCAUUAUUUGUUGAAAGUGAGAAGAGACAGGAGGUGAUAGACCAGAUAGUCACUAUAAGAAGUGCCCAAUGA
Messenger RNA from Brettanomyces nanus, 2337 nucleotides. RefSeq lists its product as uncharacterized. The transcript has a single exon. The coding region runs from base 1 to 2337 and encodes 778 amino acids. The record is from RefSeq and is a predicted model, not a curated record. NCBI's taxonomy places the organism in Eukaryota, Fungi, Ascomycota, Pichiomycetes, Pichiales, Pichiaceae.